UGUGGUUGUUCAUUUUAUCGGAUUUCUAAUCUGUAACUAAAAGUCUCUGCUUUUAACAAUACUGAAGGUCUUAGAAUAAUUUAAUAUAUAAUAUCAACGAUGUUAAUAAAUACAGCAGUGUUGUUUCUUGUGAAUAAACAGACAUUGCAAUAUCAAAUGCCUUAUUAUAUUGAAAUUAAAUUUUGUGUUUAGUGGAACCUUUUGGACAUGUAUUGUUUUUUGAAAAGGAAAACUGUAAAUUAAAAGUAAUGCCAAUACUUCAAUGGAUGAUUUCAUUGGGAAUUAAUAUAUCAGCUGUGCGACUUCUCAGAUAACCUAUUUAAACUAGGUAUUCAGGUGUGAUUGGAUACAUUUCAAUUACAUUCUACAGAUUCUUUCCUUAUAUCUGGAAAUGGGGAGUGAGUUAGAUGAAAUCAAAGAUAAAUUAUCAGGUUCAUGGGUGUUAGACAGGUCUGAAAAUUUUGAGGAGGCUCUUCAAGAAAUGGGACUAAAUGUUGUGUUCCGGAAGUUAGCUAGCCAUGCCAAGCCAAGUAUGGAAAUACAAGUGGAAGACGGGAAAGUUAAGAUUAUUGCCAAAGCUUCAUUCUUCACACAAACUAUGACUUUUCCUAUAAAUGAACCGUAUGACCAAGAAUUUGAAGGGAUCAAAAUGAAAUGUUUAACAAAAUGGGAAAAUAACAAACUGAUCACCGAAGCCAAUCCUGUGGAACCAGAAAAAGACAAGCCUCAGAAAUUUCAUAGGGAACGAAUAAAUGACGAACUUGUUCAGACGAUGUGGAUAGGAGAUGUUAAAUGUACUAGAUGGUUCAAACAACAGACGUGAUGGAAGAAAAGGAUAAUUUAAAAUAAAUUGACUUUUAUAUCGUGUCUUUCAAUUUGUAUACGUUGUAAUGCUUUUUGUCGCGAACGUCAGUUGGUCUUACCGCUUUUUGUAUUAUUAUAUUUUUCUUAAAAUUACUAUUAUUAUGGAGGGGAAAAUAUUUUUUCUAAGAGUUGAAUUUUGUUGUCACUCAUGAAAAUUUUGAUAAAAAGAAAUUACUUACUUUUAAAUUAAAUAAUUCGAAUAAGUGACCAAAUGAAAUAAGUAUUACACAGAAUUUUGUAUUCCAAAGACAUAAUGUCGGCAAUUAUUAUUCCACCCCAUAAGCAUAAAGUACAUAUCUGUUCAAAUUGUUUUUUUACAAAUAAAAUGCACAUCAAAAUUGCCAUCAGUGCAAUACAACUCUUUCUUACUCAAGAAGUAGCUAUCAUAGUAAUGUUGUGACUUCAAGAUUUUAAAAGCUUGCUUUAAAUAUAUGUAUUUUACACCGAAGAAAUGAUUUAUCGUGUUUUCAUUUUGUAAAGAAACAAAUGGAUCAUAUGACACUUAACGAUGUUUGCAUAAUUUGUGGUUGUUUAAAGAAAAUGAAAGUAUGCAUUUUUGUUUGUUUAUUACAAGAAGAAACAUAUUUUAACAAAUCACGUGAAAAUACUUUGCAAGUGCGUGUCAUAAAAGAAAUCUCGUUUAACUGAAUACCAACUUCAACAAGUAUGGCACAUUUAAAGCAUUGUUUUUACUGCUACUGAGGAUUUAAGUCAUCUACACUGGGAUAGUCAUAUUCUUGAAGUCAGGAAUCCUUGGUUAGGAAAAGGCAUCGACAGAGCUCACAUGUUUUACAUUUUGGACGAACGAUUAUGUUGGUAAAAUCCCUGGAAGAUAGCUUUGUAAAAACACUCAUGAAAAUAGCCGAAUCCACGACCCUCUUGAUAUGUGGUUGAUGCCACUACCGUUAAAAACUUAGCAACAGAUAAACAAUUUUCAACUAUAUGAUACAUUUUGAAAUUUCAGUUCCAUGAUCAAUACACCGAGGUAUAACGGCUAAUGUGUGACAGAAAAAAUAAUGUUUUUACUGAGCAAAGAUUCAUAUGUAUUUAUGCAAUAUGUACAUAUUCUAUUCGAAUUAUUAUGUUUUUUUUUCACGUACUUAAAGAUUUUCAAAAUUUGUUUUUUAUUGUUGGUAUUUAUAAUUUGCAGAACUGUAUGUUUAGUAUAUGGCAAAUUCAUAAUGUUUAAAUGUUUUCGCUUUUUGAAAUAUUGCUUUUGUCUUUCUUAAUACAUGUGCAAUAUGAUUAAUAAAAUC
Messenger RNA from Ruditapes philippinarum (Manila clam), 2120 nucleotides. Its product is annotated as cellular retinoic acid-binding protein 1-like. Gene Ontology annotation, molecular function: fatty acid binding. Lineage: Eukaryota; Metazoa; Mollusca; Bivalvia; Venerida; Veneridae. The transcript is spliced from 4 exons. The record is from RefSeq and is a predicted model, not a curated record. Bases 392 to 823 code for a protein of 143 amino acids. Gene Ontology annotation, biological process: fatty acid transport. Gene Ontology annotation, cellular component: nucleus; cytosol.